Bactrocera neohumeralis is the source of this 1392-nucleotide messenger RNA. Its product is annotated as probable cytochrome P450 313a4. The coding region runs from base 13 to 1305 and encodes 430 amino acids. NCBI's taxonomy places the organism in Eukaryota, Metazoa, Arthropoda, Insecta, Diptera, Tephritidae. Gene Ontology annotation, molecular function: iron ion binding; monooxygenase activity; heme binding. The transcript has 7 exons. The record is from RefSeq and is a predicted model, not a curated record.
CUCAGUACGAAAAUGAGUAUCUUAAGUGGAAUGGAAACGCUGAUUAUAACGGCAGUUAUUCUGUUACUCACUGCCAGUUGGCGUUUGUAUCAGAAGCGAAAAUACUAUCGCGGUGUCACCUCUAAGUUGCCCACCGUUUACGGUAUUCCUUUUAUUGGAAUAGUUUAUAAAAUGCUUGAUGUAAAUAAAAUAUUUCAUAAUUUUCAUAUCAAGCAUGUCUUGACCUCAUCUGAAUUCUUUAACAAAGCCGAAGAAGUAUAUAAACACUUUCAGAACGGUGUAUUUAAUGGACUCAUCGUUGCCCCAGCAAAAAAAUGGAAAGCCGAUCGUAAGAUUAUAAGCACCUUCCUUGCGCAUAAUAACAACGUUGCCUGGAUUCCUGCCUUCAAUUCAAUUAGUUUAAAGAAUAAGCUUGAAAGAUUGGUUGGACAAGGUGAACAGGACAUUUAUACAAUUAUCAAGUCUACUUACGCAUUCAAGCUGUUCGGUGUAGCUUUUCUAUCCCGAACUCCACACUACAACAGAGUACGUAAAUACCUCAAGGACUUAGUACAAUCUCUCACUAAAAAACACCUUGCACAACAACUUGAGUCAGAGGCCAUGAACAAUGUCGUAGAAGACAAACAAGCGAUGGUUGAUAUAACUGUAAAGGCCAUGCGUCAGGGAUUAUUUAGUGAAAAACAAGUAGUGGUGGAAGGCUUCACAAUGUUGGCUGCGUCCUACGAGACCUCUGCUGCUGUGCUAUACACUUGUAUGUUGAUGUUGGCUAUGCAUCCCGAAAUACAAGAGCGCGUCUUUCAGGAGAUACGCUCUGUGUUUCCGAUCGAAGUUAUAUCCGUAGAAUAUGAGGAUCUGAAGAAACUUCCCUAUUUGGAUAUGUUUUUUUCGGAAGCAUUGCGUCUAGCUCCGCCCAUAUCCUUUAUCGCACGAAAAACCGCCCAAGACAGUGAAAUCUGUCCAGGCGUAAUACUACCCAAAGGUGCGCAAAUUGCUAUAUCAAUUUACGAAUUGCAUAGGCGCAAGGAAAUUUGGGGUCCGGACGCAAGUCGUUUCAAUCCGGAUAACUUUUUGCCCGAGAACAUUGUAAAGCGGCAUCCAUAUUCAUACAUGCCUUUCUCGAAAGGCGCACGGAACUGUUUAGGCUUUCGUUAUGCUGAAAUUUCGUUACGUAUCGCAGUGAUACAUGCAGUGCGAAGUUUAAAAUUUUCCACAACUUUUAAAUAUGAAGAUAUCGUUCAUGUGCCACAUAUUUCACUGCGUUAUAAAGUCCAACCGCCAUUGAGCAUAGAGGUCAGAGCAAACUAAAUUGUGUUGAUUGAUGUUAUCAUUCGAGUAUACAUAUUCUAUAUGAUUUCUUAGGAACUGUAACUAUUCACUUAAAACUAAUAAAAU